Messenger RNA from Plectropomus leopardus (leopard coralgrouper), 1093 nucleotides. Lineage: Eukaryota; Metazoa; Chordata; Actinopteri; Perciformes; Serranidae. The record is from RefSeq and is a predicted model, not a curated record.
UCCAGUGUGUCUCCUGCAGGUGAUGGUUGAUGUGGACGAUAAAAACGAGUGGAGGGAGUGCAUCGACAUCGGAGGAGUUCGACUUCCAACCGGAUAUUUCUUUGGUGCCUCAGCAGCUACAGGAGAUCUGUCCGAUAACCAUGACAUCAUCUCCAUGAAGCUCUACCAGCUGAUGGUUGAACACACCCCCGAGGAAGAGAACCUGGACUGGACUAAAAUCGAGCCGAGCGUCAGCCUCCUCAAGUCGCCCAAAGACAACAUCGACGAUCCGACGGGAAACUUCCGGGGGACGCCCCUCACCGGCUGGAAGGUGUUCCUGCUGCUGCUGUGCGCGCUGCUGGGCAUCGUGGUGUGCGCCGUGGUGGGAGCUGUGGUUUUCCAGAAGAGACAGGAGAGGAACAAGAGGUUCUACUGAGCCGAAGCGAGACAGGAGAACCUCGUCACAGAGGUGUCUGUCUGUCGGUCUGUGGUGGAGUGAACUGUUUCCAGAUCGAGCACAUUCAAUGUGAAUUUUUUUCUAAAGAUUGUACAAAUGUUUAUAUCUUUGAAGCACUGUUUCAGAGUGAAUUCUGCCGGUGAGGAGGUGCAGAACCGGCGGCGACUGUCAUGAGCUGCCGGCUGUUUUUUGUUCUGCGUGUGUUCAUUAACUGCAGGGUUAGAACAGACGGUCUGUCCUUUACAAACUCCCCUCUAAAGAGUGUUUUCAGCUGCUGAUUGGAUCCUGUGCUGCAGAUGUGACACUCCAAACGGCAAACUUUGCCACCAAACGACAAUUUACAGAAGGUUUCCAUCUUUUGUCUUCCGGGCUUUUUUACCUGAUUAUUUAUUUGAAGAAGAAAGUAGCUGCACACACUCAAAGCUGGAUCAAAACAACAUUGUAAUUGUGGUGACUGCAAAAAGAAUUGAGAGCAUUAACCCUUUAAAACUCAGAUCAGCAUCAGUUUUCGCGUGCUGAGUGCAGACGCCUUUCACAAACAUUAAACCUUUGAACCUGGAGCAAAUUGGUUUGAAUUCUUGAUGAGAACAUGUGAAAUAAAAGAUUGAGCAACUUGGCAAGAAACAUCACAAAUAUGGUAAAAAUUAUUUUUAGAAA